Molecule: messenger RNA, 927 nt
Organism: Naumovozyma castellii
Lineage: Eukaryota; Fungi; Ascomycota; Saccharomycetes; Saccharomycetales; Saccharomycetaceae
Exons: 1
Coding region: 1-927 (308 amino acids)
Source: RefSeq, a predicted model, not a curated record
AUGAAAAUGCAAACAAAAACCCUAUUCAUCCCUAUGGUCCUAGUUUCCAUGACUCAAGCCGCUGAUUUCGCUUCUUUGCCUAAUCCUGGAUGCAAAAGUUGCCAAUCUAAUAGUGAAUGGGACUGUACUUCAAGCACUCUCACCUAUACCUCGUCAUUCUAUUGGUUUGAAAAUGAGAAAGCAGUUCUAACUUCUUUUAUUGGUAAACACAGUUAUGAAGUUUGUACUUCAACUGAUACCACGGAAUGCUUCGUCAACAGCUGUCAAACCAAUCCCGACCUAUACGAUUGCGUGGGUUAUACCUCAACUUGGUCCCAAAAUUAUCUUUACGAAAGCUUUAAAUCCACCUUUUUAUACCCAUAUAAUUGCACAAUCACUUACCUUUGGGAUUCGUGCAAUAGUACGAGUAUGACAGUGAAUCAAUACGCCUCUAAAUCAACUUUGUUUCCAAUUAUAACACGUUUAGAAUGCAAAAGUAGAGGCCCAAGUUCAUCAGAAACCAGUUCACUCCCAGAAUCUCCCACUAUUCAAAAGUCAGAAAUUUAUCCCACUACAGGGGUCAUUUCUGUCCCCGGCAUCUCACCUGUAGCAGAGACUUGGACCGUCUCAGUGCCAAAAACAACUUUAAUUCCAACUUCUGAAGAAACAAAAUAUAUUGACCCUACAUUGAGUGCCAAUGAGUCCAAUCCUUCUGAAAAUUCUUUGGAAACACUCGACCAUUUUCAGGGCUCUUCUGAUACUUCUGGUGCUAGUGAUGUCUCUGGCACUUCUUAUCCAUCGGAUGUUGAAACCACUACACUACAACAACUUCAUAAUUUAGUUGUUGAAGAUGAGCUUGAAAAAUCCCAAACCUCUGAAGGUGAUGCUAAUAUGAUAGCUACUAUGAAACCAUGGUUUGUCUUGGGUGUCAUUCCAUUCUUAUUAUAG